Messenger RNA from Penicillium psychrosexuale, 240 nucleotides. RefSeq lists its product as uncharacterized. The coding region runs from base 1 to 240 and encodes 79 amino acids. The transcript has a single exon. NCBI's taxonomy places the organism in Eukaryota, Fungi, Ascomycota, Eurotiomycetes, Eurotiales, Aspergillaceae. The record is from RefSeq and is a predicted model, not a curated record.
AUGUCCCUUUUUGGCUUGACCCCUCAAUCGCCUACUUGGCGGACUCCGUCGCGCUCCUGGAUGGCCGAUGGUAUCCGUGACGAUCUCGAAAUUUCUCCUCGACUUGACUGCAUUCUGCAGGAUCGUCAUGUUUCCUUCCUACAAGGGUAUUAUCACCUUGUCCUGGAUGUUGCGAUAGACAGCCCCGUUGAUGCCUUCUACUCGGACGCCGGCGGAUUUCAUCCAUCAGGAAAGCUAUAA